This is a messenger RNA of Rhizophagus irregularis DAOM 181602=DAOM 197198, 479 nucleotides long. NCBI's taxonomy places the organism in Eukaryota, Fungi, Glomeromycota, Glomeromycetes, Glomerales, Glomeraceae. The record is from RefSeq and is a predicted model, not a curated record.
CGGUACAAUAAUCAAAGAUCAGAUAGAUAAAAUAAAUUAGAAUAUAUUUGAUUUUGUUAAUCCUAAUUAUUUUUCCGAAAACCCGCCAUAUUUAACAACAAAAACGAUAUGAUGCAAGCCAUAUAAAAGUCAGCAAUGGAAGAAGACUUAGGAAAGUACAUCAAGUAAAGAAACGAGACGAUUUGAUAGAUAAAGACGGGAACUUUAAACAACGGAGAAUUCAAAAAACUAUGUCGAUGCCAGACACGAAUAACAAUAAUUCUUCGGGUCAAGAACAAUCUUUAGAAGCUUCGGUAAGGAUAGAGAAUUCACCGGGUAAUGGAAAAGACAAGGUGGAAGAAUUUAACAAAAUAUUCAGUGAUCGAGUUAAAAGAGUUAACGAAAAGGCAGAAGGAUCCACAGCCAAUAAUGAGGCUAUUUUAAAUAAUUUAAGUGCAAAUGAAAUUAAUGUAAUUGAAAAAUCGAAACAUUUAUUGUAA